ACUGUUGCCUAUGUCAUAUAAAUUAAUGCUGCUCUGCUGUGCUGCACUGCACUGCACUGCGGGUUUAAUUAAUUGAUCAGAAUUGAAUUGAAGAUCUUAUUGAAUAUGGCAAACACUACAGGCGGCGGCGGCGGCGGCGGCGUUUCUUCUUCUUCUUCUUCAUCGAUAUUUCGUCUGUUACCCCACACCCCCAGUAUGAAUAAUAUUAAGGUAUUAUUAUUAUUGUUGAUUAAUGUUUUGUUCCAUGCGGCAUAUGGUGAUGUUCCUGCACUUUUCGUUCUUGGGGAUUCGACGGUGGAUGUUGGAACCAAUACACUGUUGCCCAACUGCACCGUCAGAGCUGACUUUCCCAACAAUGGUAUUGACUUCCCCAACUCCACACCCACCGGCAGGUUCAGCAAUGGUUUCAACCUUGCUGAUUUUAUAGCAAGGAAUAUGGGUCAUAAGCUCAGCCCGGCGCCGUUUUUAUUUCUUGAAAGCCGCAAACAUGGUCUGCGAAAGGGAGCCCGUAAAGGCGUCAACUUCGCCUCCUCAGGUUCCGGCCUCCUUGACGUUACUGGUUCUACAUUCGGAGUUCUGCCCCUGUCGGAGCAGAUGAAGCAAUUUGUGGCACUUUACUACAAUGUUUCAGCUGUGAAUGGUGAGGCCUGGCUUCAAAAUUUACUUUCCAAAUCAUUCUUCUGCUUCAGCACCGGAAGCAACGACAUCUUUUGGUAUUUCGCAAAUAACUAUACAACGCCAGAACAUGAGUUCGUUGGUCUAAUGCUCCAAGAAUUUAGAACCGCCAUUGAGACUUUGUACAGUCUUGGCGCACGAAAAUUUGGGAUUGUAGGCGUCUCACCAGUGGGUUGCUGUCCGGUGAAAAGGCUUCUAAACGACACACUGGGUUGUUUCCAGCCCAUGAACCACUUCGCCAAAACUUUCAAUUCACAACUGCUUAGUCUCAUGCUCGACCUUAGCUCCGAGCUUGAAGACAUCCAGUACGCAUUUGGGGACGUUUACCAAAUGACAAUUGACUCUAUGAAAUAUCCCGCUUUCUACAACUUCAAUAACGUGGAGGCAGCAUGCUGCGGACAUGGAGUAUUAAAUGCAGAAGGGCUAUGUAACUCGACGGCAAAUGUAUGUUUGGAUCACAAGGAUCAUGUGUUCUGGGAUUUGUAUCACGCAUCAGAGGCUGCAGCUGAGAAAGAAGCACUUAAUCUAUUUGCCGGCCCAAAGGAAUAUGGCAUCCCAAUUAACUUUGCUACCUUGCUGCACCAGACCGCACCCCAAGUUAUGGUUAGGACGGACUGACUCACUACUCACUACUAUACUAUUCUAAUAUAAACUUGUGUGUAUGUUGUCCAUGCUUUAAUUUGCCUUGAUUAUUCAAUAAAACAUGUCUUACUACUAUCUGCACCAA
Molecule: messenger RNA, 1402 nt
Organism: Ipomoea nil (Japanese morning glory)
Lineage: Eukaryota; Viridiplantae; Streptophyta; Magnoliopsida; Solanales; Convolvulaceae
Product: GDSL esterase/lipase At5g55050-like
Exons: 5
Coding region: 106-1293 (395 amino acids)
Molecular function (GO): hydrolase activity, acting on ester bonds
Source: RefSeq, a predicted model, not a curated record